UGGUGCCGCGGCGGGGCGGGACUUCCGGUGCGGUGCGGAAGCGGCGGCGGCGCUGGGACAGAUUCGGGGCACGGAUGCUGGCUGCGCGGCACGUCGUGUGCGCCCUGUCCGGUGGCGUGGACAGCGCCGUGGCCGCGCUGCUGCUGAGGCGGAGAGGUUACCAAGUGACAGGAGUGUUUAUGAAAAACUGGGACUUGCUGGAUGAACAUGGGGUUUGCACUGCCGACAAAGACUGUGACGAUGCCUACAGAGUGUGCCAAAUCCUAGACAUCCCUUUUCAUCAAGUGUCCUAUGUGAAGGAGUAUUGGAAUGACGUGUUCAGUGAUUUCUUAAAUGAAUAUGAAAAAGGAAGAACUCCCAAUCCUGACAUAGUCUGCAACAAGCACAUUAAAUUCCGUUGUUUUUUUCAUUAUGCCGUGGAUAAUCUGGGAGCAGAUGCAGUUGCCACAGGUCAUUAUGCAAGAACAUCCCUGGAAGAUGAAGAAGUCUUCCAGCAGAAGUACAUUAAGAGGCCAGAAGGGCUUUUCAGAAAUCGAUUUGAAGUUAGAAAUGCGGUAAAACUUCUCCAAGCAGCUGACAGCUUUAAAGACCAGACCUUCUUUCUCAGCCAGGUUUCCCAGGAUGCCCUGAGGAGAACCCUCUUCCCUCUGGGGGGAUUAACGAAAGAUUUUGUAAAGAAAAUAGCUGCUGAGAAUAGACUUCAUCACGUGCUUCAGAAAAAAGAGAGCAUGGGGAUCUGUUUCAUCGGUAAAAGAAAUUUUGAACGUUUCAUCCUUCAGUAUUUACAGCCCCAACCUGGUAAAUUCAUCUCCGUAGAAGACAGUAAAGUUCUGGGAACACAUAAAGGUUGGUUCCUGUAUACCUUGGGCCAGAGGGCCAAGAUCGGGGGCCUGCGCGAGCCCUGGUAUGUGGUGGAGAAGGACAGCUCCAAGGGCGACGUGUUUGUGGCCCCGCGGACAGACCACCCGGCCCUGUACAGGGACCUGCUGCGGACCAGCCGCGUGCACUGGAUUGCCGAGGAGCCGCCCGCUGCUCUGGUCCGGGACAAGAUGAUGGAGUGCCACUUCCGGUUCCGCCACCAGAUGGCGCUAGUGCCCUGUGUGCUGACUCUCAAUCAAGACGGCACUGUGUGGGUGACGGCUGUGAAGGCUGUGCGGGCCCUCGCCCCGGGACAGUUCGCUGUGUUCUACAAAGGAGAAGAGUGUCUGGGCAGCGGGAAAAUCCUGCGCUUGGGGCCGUCCGCCUACACACUCCAGAAGGGCAAGUCCCGAGGGGCGCCUGAGGGCUCCGGCGAUGGCCUGGGCAGCAGCCCAGGCUUGGGUCCCACGCUCUGAUGCAGGCUGGACUGCUGCUGAGUGCCCGGGAGUAGCCGAGGCAAAACAGCUGGGGCUGGGCAGCCAGGGGAGCUUGGCCGCGUCUGCCAGGCUGCCUGAGAUUCCGGAAGGCCUGCAGAGCCAGGCAGGGCCCCAGGAAGGCCGCCCUGUCUUCUCCAGGUUGGAGCUCCAGUCUGAG
This is a messenger RNA of Manis pentadactyla (Chinese pangolin), 1512 nucleotides long. It is a transcript of the gene TRMU, whose product is annotated as tRNA mitochondrial 2-thiouridylase. Gene Ontology annotation, molecular function: sulfurtransferase activity. The record is from RefSeq and is a predicted model, not a curated record. The coding region runs from base 75 to 1334 and encodes 419 amino acids. Gene Ontology annotation, cellular component: mitochondrion. Lineage: Eukaryota; Metazoa; Chordata; Mammalia; Pholidota; Manidae. The transcript has 11 exons. Gene Ontology annotation, biological process: tRNA wobble position uridine thiolation.